ACUUUUGCCAAAACAGACCAUGAGCUGAAAAAAAUAAUUGGCCUUUAUUUCCUAUGUUUUUGUUGUAAAAAAAUUUUUGGACACUAAUUUUAAUAAAUUUAGUUGAAAAAAAAAAUGGACCAUGUGCAUGAGCACCUCCCGCACAUGCCUAGAGCCGGGCCUGGAUACGACACUUCGCUUCCUGGGGAUGAUAUCAAGGCGUUGACGGAUCAUUUCCGUUCAUGUGGAGCAAUCGCUAAAGUUGAAAUCCCUGUGGACAGACCCGCUUCUGUUAUUAUCAUCGGAGAUGACGCAAAUGACAAGGCGUUGGAACUUAAUGGAAGUGAAUUGGGUGGACGGAAACUUGUUGUUACUGCUAGGCCUUUUCAUAUGCUGGUAAGAAAGGAUGUUCCUUUUGGCUCCACUGUCCCAGCUACACAAAUUUCGGAGGAGUAG
Messenger RNA from Arabidopsis lyrata subsp. lyrata, 435 nucleotides. RefSeq names its product nucleolin 1-like. Gene Ontology annotation, molecular function: nucleic acid binding. The record is from RefSeq and is a predicted model, not a curated record. Lineage: Eukaryota; Viridiplantae; Streptophyta; Magnoliopsida; Brassicales; Brassicaceae. Bases 115 to 435 code for a protein of 106 amino acids. The transcript has 2 exons.